AUGCCCCCCGGCCUCUAUCGCGAGGUUGUGUCCCACAAGUACCGCUUCUAUUACCUGUUUCAUCUAACCAGCAUUCUUCGAGCGACGCUCAUGAUACUUCAGCUCUUGAUUGGAGCCGCCCUCACUGCCCUCGGUUCAAUGUCCUUGGAGGAUGGCCGACCCAUUACUGUUCUGGGCGCUGUCAACACCGUCAUCGCUGGGCUGCUUGCCCUGCUUCACAACAGUGGUCUCCCAGACCGCUAUCGAAGCGACAUGGCAGGUUUCGAAGAAAUCGAGGACCGUAUCAAAGAAUUCCUGGAUUCCGGCAUCGCUCUGGUAGACCAAAAACCUGAACAGGUACUUGCCGAGUGUUUCGACCUGUAUCGUCAUGCAAAGUCGACGGUUACUGUGAACAUGCCGUCAAAUUAUGCUUCCAGGCAGAUGCUCCAGUCAAUUCAGAAGAACGUGGCGGCUACACAUCCUGCCGGAGCGGGAUCCAAUUCAUCCCCAAUCAAAGGACCGGGAGAACAAGAUUCAGGAAAAGCAAAUGAUCUGCAGUACACCCACCAGUAUAGACGGCACUUGGCGCGUACUUGCCAUUUUUCACAUUGGCUUUGCUACAUGUAUGCUUGGCCAAGCUCCAUAGUAUAUCGCUCUUGGCUGUUUGAAGUGACUUUUCCCUUUGAAUUGAAUUGGCUUACGACGUGGUUCUCGUGA
Ustilaginoidea virens is the source of this 696-nucleotide messenger RNA. RefSeq lists its product as uncharacterized. The record is from RefSeq and is a predicted model, not a curated record. The coding region runs from base 1 to 696 and encodes 231 amino acids. The transcript is spliced from 4 exons. NCBI's taxonomy places the organism in Eukaryota, Fungi, Ascomycota, Sordariomycetes, Hypocreales, Clavicipitaceae.